AGAGCAUCCUGAGCCCCGGCCCUAGCCCCGGCCCCGGCCCGGGCCCCGGCUACCGCAGCACCCGUGGGCCGCUCCCGGGGACCUGCCGCAGACCCAGCGGCUACCUCGCCAGCCCCAGACGCCAGAACAGAACUGAGACGCCAGAACCAUGACGACGCACGUCACCCUGGAAGAUGCCCUGUCCAAUGUGGACCUGUUGGAGGAGCUGCCUCUCCCCGACCAGCAGCCAUGCAUCGAACCCCCGCCGUCUUCUAUCAUGUACCAAGCCAACUUUGACACAAACUUUGAGGACCGGAAUGCCUUCGUGACGGGCAUCGCAAGGUACAUUGAGCAGGCCACAGUGCACUCCAGCAUGAAUGAAAUGUUAGAGGAAGGGCAUGAAUAUGCAGUCAUGCUUUACACCUGGAGAAGCUGUUCGAGGGCCAUCCCCCAGGUGAAAUGUAACGAGCAGCCAAAUCGUGUGGAGAUCUAUGAGAAGACAGUGGAGGUGUUGGAGCCAGAAGUCACCAAACUGAUGAAGUUCAUGUACUUUCAGCGCAAGGCCAUCGAGCGGUUCUGCAGCGAGGUGAAGAGACUGUGCCACACAGAACGGAGGAAGGACUUUGUCUCUGAGGCCUACCUCCUGACCCUGGGCAAGUUUAUCAACAUGUUCGCCGUCCUCGAUGAGCUGAAGAACAUGAAGUGCAGUGUCAAGAAUGACCACUCUGCCUACAAGAGAGCAGCCCAGUUCCUGAGGAAGAUGGCUGAUCCCCAGUCUAUCCAGGAGUCUCAGAACCUCUCCAUGUUCCUGGCAAACCAUAACAGGAUCACACAGUGUCUCCAUCAGCAACUGGAGGUGAUCCCAGGCUAUGAGGAGCUACUGGCUGACAUUGUCAAUAUCUGUGUGGAUUACUAUGAGAAUAAGAUGUACCUAACCCCCAGUGAGAAACAUAUGCUCCUUAAGGUCAUGGGCUUUGGCCUCUACUUGAUGGAUGGAAAUGUCAGUAACAUUUACAAACUGGAUGCCAAGAAGAGAAUCAACCUCAGCAAAAUAGAUAAGUUCUUUAAGCAGCUGCAGGUGGUCCCCUUAUUCGGCGAUAUGCAGAUAGAAUUGGCCAGAUACAUUAAGACCAGUGCUCACUAUGAGGAGAACAAAUCCAAGUGGACAUGCACACAGAGCAGCAUCAGCCCCCAGUACAACAUCUGUGAGCAGAUGGUCCAGAUCCGGGAUGACCACAUCCGCUUCAUCUCCGAGCUCGCUCGCUAUAGCAACAGUGAGGUGGUGACUGGUUCUGGAUUAGACAGCCAGAAGUCCGAUGAAGAGUACAGGGAGCUCUUUGAUCUGGCUUUGCGGGGGCUUCAGCUGCUCUCCAAGUGGAGCGCCCACGUCAUGGAGGUGUACUCCUGGAAGCUGGUUCACCCUACUGACAAGUUCUGCAACAAGGACUGCCCCGGCACAGCCGAGGAGUAUGAGAGAGCAACCCGCUACAACUACACUAGCGAGGAAAAGUUUGCGUUUGUGGAGGUGAUUGCUAUGAUCAAAGGUCUACAGGUGCUCAUGGGCAGAAUGGAGAGCGUCUUUAACCAGGCCAUCAGGAACACCAUCUAUGCUGCCCUGCAGGACUUUGCCCAGGUGACCCUGAGGGAGCCCCUGAGGCAGGCUGUGAGGAAGAAGAAGAAUGUCCUCAUCAGCGUCCUACAGGCUAUUCGGAAAACAAUCUGCGACUGGGAGGGAGGUCGAGAACCACCCAACGACCCUUGCCUGAGAGGGGAAAAGGACCCAAAGGGUGGCUUUGACAUCAAGGUUCCACGGCGAGCUGUUGGGCCCUCUAGCACUCAGCUUUACAUGGUGAGGACCAUGCUGGAGUCCCUCAUCGCAGACAAAAGUGGCUCCAAGAAGACCUUGAGGAGCAGCCUUGAUGGACCAAUUGUUCUUGCCAUUGAGGAGUUCCACAAGCAAUCCUUCUUCUUCACUCAUCUGCUCAACAUCAGUGAAGCCCUGCAGCAAUGCUGUGACCUCUCCCAGCUUUGGUUCCGAGAGUUCUUCCUGGAAUUAACAAUGGGCCGUCGAAUCCAGUUCCCUAUUGAGAUGUCCAUGCCCUGGAUUUUAACAGACCAUAUCCUGGAAACCAAAGAACCUUCCAUGAUGGAGUAUGUGCUGUAUCCUUUGGAUCUCUACAACGACAGUGCAUAUUAUGCCUUGACGAAGUUCAAAAAGCAGUUCCUAUACGAUGAGAUUGAAGCUGAGGUCAAUCUAUGCUUCGAUCAGUUUGUGUAUAAAUUAGCGGAUCAGAUCUUUGCCUACUACAAAGCGAUGGCUGGCAGUGUACUAUUGGAUAAACGUUUUAGAGCAGAAUGCAAGAAUUAUGGAGUGAUUAUUCCAUAUCCACCAUCUAACCGUUAUGAAACUCUACUGAAACAGAGACACGUCCAGCUGCUUGGUAGGUCAAUUGACCUAAACAGGCUCAUUACCCAGCGCAUCUCUGCUGCCAUGUAUAAAUCCUUAGACCAAGCCAUCAGCCGCUUUGAGAGCGAGGACCUGACCUCUAUUGUGGAGCUUGAAUGGCUUUUGGAGAUCAACCGUCUAACCCAUCGGCUACUGUGUAAGCACAUGACCCUGGAUAGCUUUGAUGCCAUGUUCCGGGAAGCCAAUCACAACGUUUCUGCCCCUUAUGGCCGCAUCACCCUCCAUGUGUUCUGGGAGCUGAACUUUGACUUCCUGCCUAACUACUGCUACAAUGGAUCCACUAACCGCUUCGUCCGAACAGCCAUUCCCUUCACCCAGGAACCACAGAGGGACAAACCUGCCAACGUUCAGCCAUACUACCUCUAUGGGUCCAAGCCCCUCAACAUUGCCUACAGCCACAUCUACAGCUCCUACAGGAAUUUCGUGGGGCCACCUCAUUUCAAAACAAUCUGCAGGCUCCUGGGUUAUCAGGGCAUUGCUGUGGUGAUGGAAGAGCUGCUGAAGAUUGUCAAGAGCUUGCUACAAGGAACCAUCCUCCAGUAUGUGAAGACCCUGAUAGAGGUGAUGCCCAAGAUAUGCAGGUUGCCACGGCAUGAAUACGGCUCCCCAGGGAUCUUGGAGUUUUUCCAUCACCAGCUGAAGGACAUCAUCGAAUAUGCAGAACUCAAGACCGAUGUGUUCCAGAGCCUGCGGGAAGUGGGCAAUGCCAUUCUCUUCUGCCUCCUCAUCGAGCAAGCUCUGUCUCAGGAGGAAGUCUGUGAUUUGCUCCAUGCUGCUCCAUUCCAGAACAUUUUGCCUCGAGUCUACAUUAAAGAAGGGGAACGCUUAGAAGUCCGGAUGAAGCGACUGGAAGCAAAGUAUGCCCCUCUUCACCUCGUCCCUCUCAUAGAGCGGCUGGGGACCCCUCAGCAAAUUGCAAUUGCCCGGGAGGGAGAUCUGCUGACCAAGGAGCGACUGUGUUGUGGACUGUCCAUGUUCGAGGUCAUCCUGACACGCAUCCGGAGCUACCUCCAGGAUCCCAUAUGGCGAGGCCCACCCCCUACCAAUGGUGUCAUGCAUGUGGACGAGUGUGUGGAGUUUCACCGUCUCUGGAGUGCCAUGCAGUUUGUAUACUGUAUCCCAGUGGGGACCAACGAAUUUACAGCUGAGCAGUGCUUUGGAGACGGCUUGAACUGGGCUGGCUGCUCGGUCAUCGUCCUCCUCGGGCAGCAGCGACGGUUUGAUCUGUUUGACUUCUGUUACCAUCUGCUGAAGGUGCAGAGGCAGGAUGGGAAGGACGAGAUCAUUAAAAAUGUGCCCUUGAAGAAGAUGGCCGACAGAAUCCGCAAAUACCAGAUCCUAAACAACGAGGUCUUCGCAAUCUUGAACAAAUAUAUGAAGUCAGUAGAGACGGACAGUACCACCGUGGAGCACGUACGCUGCUUCCAGCCACCCAUCCACCAGUCCUUGGCUACCACUUGCUAAGUGUAGAGGUUCCCUAAUAAGAGCCUAUCAGGAGGUGGAAGGGAGGGACCACCUUCAGACUGUGUCAGGGCUGGCUCAGGAAACUGGCGACCUGUGGGCUGGACGUCGAACCAAACGAGAUACCCCAAGCACACCUCGACCCAAGCGAAGAGCUGGGCCUGUGCAUGCUCUUCCAUGACAUCUCCGUGGUUGGUUUCUCCCAUAGCUUAAAAAAAGAAAAAAGAAAAAAAAAGACACACAAAACGGCAGUGCGUGCUUUUUCUUCCUCGUUUUCUUCUGUGUUGAUACAUUGAUGAUUCAUUGUUUGACCCUUUGGCAUCCCCGCAGCCUCCAGCUCUCCCCACGCACGACUAUGGCUGUUCCUUAAGGCCUUCCAUCUUGUGCCCACCUCUGCAAACAUAGCCAUCUGUGACCUCGUGCUGAUAUCUGCAGGCUUCAAGUGGGGAGGAAACUUCCGGUGCCCAUGGUUCUCUGGAGAAGCAAUACUUGGCAGAGCUUGGAACCAAGGGCGAUGGUGCCUGCCUGCCUAGCUAGAGGCACAGGUCUUGGUCAGGCCCCAGCUCGUCAGCAUAACCCACAAUCCUCACCUUGCCCAUUCUCCUCUUUGGUACCCAGCUCCUCCUGCUCCUCUGAACCACAUUGGACUCCAGGGACUUCAGCCCCAAGAGUACUCAAGGACUGAACAGCUGUCCUUCAAGGGCUAUUGGGCAGUGCCCACCCACACGCAGUACAUGAGAUUUCUUGGUGGUGGUUUCCUGCUCAAGAUGGUGCUUGCUCUUGCUUUUUUCUGACUCUGAAAGAAAAUUAGUAAUCCUCCCCACCCCACCCAACUGCUGCCCUCCAGGAGGGAAAUUAAAAUUUCAUUCAUGCCUACAGCACAUGGAAUAGUAUCAGGGUUAGGAAGAAUAGUAAGGGACCCAUAGGACACAGUACUCCUGAAGCAUAUGCGACCUUCCCAUCCCUAAAUAAAAAUUUAAAAAAAAAUUAUUUUAGCCUAGGGGCCUUUCCAGUCUUCUCCAUGGUUUGUUGCCAAGAUAGGAAACUGAGCUGCAGACGCUCAACAGCAAUCCAAGCUUCCUGGGGGCUGGGUACAAAGGACAGCUCUGACCAAAGGAGGAAGCAUGCAUGGUACAGUCAAAAGAGCAGUGACUCCACAGUCAGAUGUCCUGAGUUCAAAUCCCACUUCUGAUGCUUGCUUACUACCUAUGUGACCUUCAGUAAAUCAUUUAGUCUCUUUGGUCAUUAGCUUCUUCAUCUAUAUAAUGAGAUCAGACUAAAUGGCCUCAAAGGUCCUUUCCAGCUCUAAAUCUGUGAUCUCAUGAAAUCUCAGUAAAUAUCAGGGAGGAAUCAUUUCACUUAGGGUCAGAUAUAGUCUGCUGAGGGGAGGAGAAGUGGGGUAGAGAGGGAAGUGGUAAAUGAGCACUUGUUCAGUUAAGUUUAGGGGCAUGGAAUCUCUCUCACAAAUGCUUCCAUUCACUCCCAGCUCCCCACUUAAACUGUUCAAAAAUCCCACCUGCCUAUAGGAUGACAAAUGACUUUCACACAGGAUAUAGGAACCCCUUUUGUAAAUGUCAGACAUGCACUGAGGUAAAUGGCCCAUGGUGGGGGCUCUUUUUCUCUCUCUUCACAGGGUGCUUUGGCCAUGGGCAGCUGACAACAUUUAAAGUGCCUCUCUGGGCAGUCUGUGCCCCACAAGAGAUGGAAUUCAAAGGGGAAACUCUGAAAGAGGGUUCAUGCCAAUCAGCUGGGCCAAUUUUGCUGCAAGGAAAGACGGGAGAAGAGAGACUUGAAGCUAAUUGAAUACAUUCAUGCCCCAAGUAAGGAAAGGGAAGAACAGGAGCCUCCUGUGAGAGAACUCCUAAGAGGCACUACUCUCCACCUGCGUUCUGUAACCCUAUUGCCAGGGCAGUAAACUGUUGGAAAGAGCUGUGGGCAGGAAAGGAAGAAAAGAAGCAGUGUGGUACAAUAGAAAUAACACCGGAUUUAGGGUUGGAGGCCCUAGGUCCAAAUCCUGGUCCUGCCACUUACUACCUGUGUGACUAUGGGCAACACUUAACCUCUCUGGGUCUCCAUCUAUAAAAUGAGGGGGUUGGACCAGAUGGCUUCUGAGGUCCCUUCUAGAUCUGGGAUGCUGUUUUCCCAGGGGCUCAUUGUCAACAGGUAAAAGCUUGGAAUUCUCUCCUGGAGAGAACCAUUCCUUCCUUUUCCAUAUCCAGCCAGAGGUGCUUCCCAAGGGGGUGGAAGUGUCAGAGUCAUUAGCAACCAGAUGCCCAGAUCCUCACCACUUGUUGCUAAUGAAGUUACCAGAAGAGUCGAAAAUCCUAGGUCUGUUAGGUCAAAGGGUAUCGUUUGGGUGGUCAGAUUCUGCCUGGGAAGAGCUCCUGUUGAGCUUGAUUUGCCAUGUUUCAAUCCAGGGUGCCCAGUCGGGGUGGGGUGCUACUCCAGCAGUCUUAUGCCAACCCCAGGGCUGAGUGUGACCCUCUAGCAAAGCUACAUUCUCUGUAUGAGCCCUGCCUCUACGGCCAUUAGAAGGGCUCAGGACACUUUGCCAUUCCACCAUCUUGGAUGGUGGUUUUCAAUCAAAGUGUAGUCCUGGCAGCUCAAAGAAGACACGUAGGUCCUCUUAUAAUCCCAGGUGAAAUGAAUUGAAGCUCUCUAUUAACACUAGCAGACACCUGGCUAUUGCUAAAAGAUGUCCAUCGCAAAUAUCAGUCAAUUCCAGAAUUUGGACUUUAGACCCAGAAAGAGCCAGUGUUGAUGAGUAAUUCAACCCACUCCACAUGGCUGUAGUUGUUUGAGAGUAGGCUAACCAGAUUGCUGAUCUAAUACCCCCCCUCCCACCUCCCCAACCCCCCCCCCAGGGAAACAGAUAACCCUAUCUCAGGUUUGAAGUUGAUUUACUUUAUAAGGCAUAGAUUUACCUGGGAAUGGUUAAUCUUCACAGGCCUGUCCUACAUGAUGUAGAAAGAUGACACCACCUCAAAAAUGCCCCACUUCAAAUUCCUUCUCGAAGUUAACGUUCUUAACUCCUGUGGCAGAAAAAGUCAGAUCUGAAGCCUUUGGAAAUUUGUGAAUUUGUGGUAUUUUCUUUUUUCAUUCUAUUUUCUAGCAGCACUUCUUUAUGGACACUAAACAUAAAAGUCCAAUAUUUCUGUGACCUCCUUCCCUGCUCCCUCCUCCCCACCCCACCUCCAGUAUCAUUGGCCCAGCUUAAUUGAUGUGUGUCCAAGAACCAGAAAAAACUUGCUUUUUAAGAGUUAAAAAAAAUCUGUUUGCAGAAAUUGUCAAUGUACCAUAUUUGUAUUAAGAGUCUUUGGGGUUUUUUUGUACAAUGAAUUUACAUUUAUUUAUGGUGAGUUAUAUUUACGCUAGUGAUAAAAUCAUGGUGUUAAAUUCUUACAUCAUAUUUGCUAUGCAGCCGAAGAAGAUAUUUUGGUUUGUAUUUUGGGGGGUAUUUGUGUUGAGUUGAUAGAUGUUUCCAUCUCCAUUAAAACUGCUUCUGAACUGGUAAAACCAGCA
Messenger RNA from Trichosurus vulpecula (common brushtail), 7429 nucleotides. RefSeq names its product cytoplasmic FMR1 interacting protein 2 (gene CYFIP2). Gene Ontology annotation, molecular function: small GTPase binding. Gene Ontology annotation, cellular component: synapse; neuron projection. NCBI's taxonomy places the organism in Eukaryota, Metazoa, Chordata, Mammalia, Diprotodontia, Phalangeridae. The transcript is spliced from 31 exons. The record is from RefSeq and is a predicted model, not a curated record. Gene Ontology annotation, biological process: axon guidance; cell projection assembly; apoptotic process. The coding region runs from base 149 to 3910 and encodes 1253 amino acids.